AGUUGUGACAAAAUGGUGGAUUUCAUAAUAUUGUUGAUUACUGUUGUGUUGUGAAGAAACUGUAACUUGACAAUGGACAAACCGAGUGAAUCGACAAAACCGUCAUCCAGCCAGAAAGCAGUCAAAAUGGAGACGGAUGAUAACGAGGCUGAUGACGUCAUCAACAGAGCCUCCCCUACUGCGACCAACGGAUCCUCGUCGCAGAGAGGCGACAUGGAGUUCCGUGUCGGUCAGAAAGUGGAGGUCAGGGAUUAUCGCAGCGAUAUGACCAAGUGGUACACGGCGAAAAUCAUGGAGGUGGACUACGAAGAGCGUGAAAUACUCAUUCAUUACGAAAAGUUUUCUCAGCGCUACGAUGAGUGGAUGAACUGGGAUAGUCAGCAUAUCAGGCGCAUCAGUCAAUCGGCCGACUCGCAUCAGAUAAGGCGUUCGGCCAAUCAGGCUGUCUCGUCGAGUCGGUUCAAAAUAGGUGAGAGCGUAAUGGCUACUUGGAAUUAUACUAAAAAGUAUCUAGCUGUCAUUCAGAAAAUCCUACCAGACGAUAAAUACGAGGUCAAAUUCUACGAUGGAUUUGUGAAGGUGCUUAGAGGGAACAGAAUUACUGAGCUGAAUCCAAAUACUGCACAAUCUAUCAUGUCUAAGAUGCCCGAAGAGAAACCGCCGGCGCCGCGAGUUGGCAGCGAGCUGGACGUCCGCAACAUUGGCACGAAAGCGGAGCGACGCGAGAAGAAGCGUCGCAUAAAUGUGGCGGAAAUCUUCCAUCCGCCGUCCGGUGCUGCGGCCGCCGCCAAACGGCGCAAACUGGAUGAAGGGGAGGGGCGUGGAGGAGGAGGGGCAGAGGUGAAGCGGAGGAGGAGAAGAAGGGGUAAGGCUGUUAAGGAGGAGACGCAGACUUCGGUGACGGCGGCGGCGGCGGCGGCGUCUUUAAAGGAGCCGACCGUACGGAAGAGGAGGAGUUCCAGAUACAAAGAAGAGCCGAAGAUAGAGAAGGAAGCCGAUAAAGAUGAAAGGAAAUCAGAAGUGAAAGAGAUUAAGGAGAAAGCCAAGGUGACUGUGAAGAUUGAGCCUGUACUCGAGGAGGGAAAAUCUACCGUGCAACAAGUAAACAGGGAAAAAAUAUCUGUUGUGGCAACACUGAAGGAGGCGAUCAUUAAGGUGGAGAAAGUGCAGCCAACUGAAAAACGACAAAGUAUUGACGAGACAAAAGCGAAUGAUGAAAAGGAUCUCAUUACGGCAACAAAUCAACCCAACCCGGUGUUACCAAAGCAGGAGUCAGCUGUUCCUGUCACAUCCUCCGAGGGCGGAGGAGUGUCCUGCGAAAACGGACCACAGGAGGCGAAAAAGACCGUCAAGGAUGUGAAACUGAAGGACAUCCUGCCCCAAGUGUCCUUGAGUCGCACUUCGGCCUUGCGCCGGGUUCGAGUCCCGAAGUUGAGGCCGAGUGUGAGCGCUCUAACGUCCAGCUCUUUUCCCAAGGUCAAACUCGAGCCCAUUGAUAGUAGGUCUCACAACGUCAGUCUCACAUCUAGGGGUGGUCGAGUUAUAAAGAAAAGGGUACCAGGCAGAGGAUUUGAUGAAUCCGAAGUUACUGAAAGCAUUUCUAAACCGGGUGCUCCAGAAAGUAUAAAAGAAGAAAAAGACCAAGAAGCUAGUCUGUCGAAAAUUCCAAAGAUUACAUCAGCUGUUGAAAAGCCGGCCAAUAAAGCAGAAGGUGACGUGAAGGAAGCGGCAGCUUCCCUUGAUGCGAAACCGUCAGCUGGAGAAAGUGAUAAGUACCAAGUGAAAGAGGAGAGAGUGAGAGAAGGGGGAGAAAGGGUGAGGAGAAGGAGUAAGAAGAAGAAGGGAAAGAGGGUGCGGCAUGGCCGUAAGCACAAAUCGGAGGACAAUGGCGGUCAGGAGGUGAAGGAUUGGCGACAGGACAGGCACCGACGUGCCAAGGCUGACGACGAGGAUGAUCCCGAGAGGUGGAGUGGGGAUGUUCCAGACGGGGCGCAGCCGGUCUUCAUUGACGGCGGUGACGGUAAAAUGAGGCAAUCAAUUAUAAUACCGGAUAGCAAACUCCCGGCCGGCUGGACAAAGCAUACAAUCAUCAGGAAAAAUAGUUCCAAGUGGGAUGUUCUAUUGGUCAAGGCCCUGGAUGAUGAUAUAGGUAAAAUGAGGCAAUCAAUUAUAAUACCGGAUAGCAAACUCCCGGCCGGCUGGACAAAGCAUACAAUCAUCAGGAAAAAUAGUUCCAAGUGGGAUGUUCUAUUGGUCAAUCAAAACGGGCGCAAGUUCCGCUCGCGCAAAGACCUGCGAGUCUACUACAACGAAAUGAACAAAGCCUACCCGGAGGACCGGUUCGACUUUGUGAUUGGACGAAGCAAGACGACUGCCGGUCUCAUAGAGCAGGCCACUAAGAGCAACCUGCAGCAAGCAAGCUCCACCUCUGCAUCCACCUCCACCUCCACCUCCACCGUCACCUCCACAUCGUCCAGACACUUGCACAGAUCUGGCAAAAAGUCUAGCAGCAAAGAAACACCGUCCAGCAGUUCGCCGAUUUCGGGCCCCGCUGCGACGCCAGCACCCACAGUCACCGAAGAGAAGAAGAUCAAAACAUUGUUGCCGAAAUCCAAGCCUGCCAACCUGCCCGACGAAAUGGUGGUGGCGAGUCCAGUGUUGCCAACAGCUGCUGCUGCUGCUUCAGCUGGCCAGCCUGCUGCUUCUGCUGCCAAAGCGGUUGGCCAGCCUGCUUCUGCUGCCAAGGGAAGUGUGGCAACGCCGAAAUCAGCUGGCCAGCCGGUUUCUGCUGCCAAGGGAAGUGUGGCAACGCCGAAAUCAGUUGGCCAGCCGGCUUCUGCUGCCAAGGGAAGUGUGGCAACACCGAAGGCAGUUGGCCAGCCGGCUUCUGCUGCCAAGGGAAGUGUGGCAACGCCGAAGGCAGUUGGCCAGCCUGCUACCGCUGCCAAGGGAGGUGUGGCAACGCCGAAAGCAGUUGGCCAGCCUGCUUCUGUCACCAAAAGCGCAGCGUCAACACCCAAAGUGGAUGCAGCUACUGCUCUGUUGGCCACACAAGUAAGUACACCACCAGUGGAGGAAGGAACCGGCUCAGUUCAGUGUCCGAAGGAUGGAUGUGGCAAGAAUUUCCGCAAAGAAAGCCUUCUACAGAUGCACAUCAAGCACUACCACCCCGAAUACUCUGGUUUUCUGGACGGCGCGCUGAAUGUUGCCGAUCUGGCGUACGCGCGAACGGUGGGCGAACAACUCGAUGGAGGUGAGGGGGGAACUGACGAUGAGCACCAGUCUUCGUCGUUUUUGGAACGCAUCACACGCUACGAGCAGAGCUGCAGGGCUAAAGCUACUAGGGUUCAUUCUAGAUCGGCUGGGAAAGGCGUCAAAGAGGGUGGUGCUGGUACAGGGGGAAGUAGGAGGAGGUCGGCUGGUGGGGUGGGGGUGCAGUCGCCGUUGAGAAAGGCGCUCAUGAAGGGGCUGACUUUCUCUCCAGAGCGCCUUGCUGAAGACCAUGUUGAUUCCAAUAAGAAAUCCGCAUCUCAUCUAUCCGCUCCAGGAACCCCGACCGGCCAAGGAAGACCGGAAUCUUCUCCAAUGGAAACUGAUAGUGAAUGGAAAACUUCAACGGAAUCUAAUGAAAGAUUGAAACCAGAAGAGCUGGAAAAAUUAGGAGCGGAUAGCAGACAAACAACUGGAAAAGAUUCACAUGUUGGAAGUCGUACGCCUCCGCCCAGGCAAAAAUAUCACUCGGAAGGAACGUCAGACUUGCCCAGAACACCCUCCAGUGCAUCCUACCAUUACGCGAGGAACAAGCCUUGCCUUGUCAGCCUCGAGAAACUCAACCUCACACCAGACAGUAAUGGUCGUGUACUGUUGGACAAGAAGGGUCAAUGCAAUUUGAAAUUGGAAAAAUCAGACAGCAAUGUUGAUGGUGUUGAUGGGCCAGCGGAUGGCAUCAAUACAACGGAUACAGUGGAGGUCGAGGUCAUCAACAAAAAGGAAGAGAUUAUCAACUGUAUGUGCGGAUACACUGAAGAAGAUGGUCUCAUGAUUCAGUGUGACUUGUGCCUAUGCUGGCAACAUGGCCUUUGCAACAACAUAAGUACGGAUUCCGAGGUACCCGAGAAGUAUAUCUGCUACAUAUGUCUGCAUUCGAAACAUUCAAGGUCAUCUCGCAAGUAUAUGCACAACCAGGAUUGGCUCAAGGAAGGAAAAUUACCAAUACUAUCGUUCAGGCAACACGACGACCAAGAAUUGCAGAAGAAAGAAACCAUCUUGAAACGAUCUCACGAACUUGUAUCAUCUCUUUUGCAACUGCAGACGGUUGUCAAAAGUCUGAGACUGAAGACGCAUAUUGCUGGCAAAAGUGACCAUCCCAAAUUGUAUUUGUGGUCGAAAAGUUGGGACAGAGAUGAGAAAGACAAACAGGAAAUAAAGAUGGAGGAAAAGGGGACGAAUGAUGAUAACAAGGAGGAAGACAUCAAGAAAGAAGAAAGUGAUAUGCUACAGAAAGUUGCUAACAUUCCUGUGCCCGAGGCCCCAAUUGAUCUGGUAGAAUGCAGACUACGCCUUCUAGAUCACAUAGAAAACUAUCAACAGCAAAUUGAUGACCGACUAUCCUCCUUGGACGCCCAAGUAUCAGCCCUAGAAGCGAUGGACCCUGAUCUGACGGAUGACGAAACGGCCGACUACUAUCCGCGCUCCAAGCAGACUGUUCAGAUGCUUCUCAAUGACCUUGGCACCCUGAGGAAGGUCACAACCUUCAACUGACUGACCAACUGUGCAACUGACCAAGUUGGCAACACUGUUGGCAACUGCAACAACCAGUUGCCGCCGACGACGGAAAUCAGUUGCGCAACGCAAGUCGACGCCCCUAGCAACAGUAGCAAUGUGCUUCUGUUGUCGGCGUCUGAGUUUUCAAAGAUUUGCAACCGGUUGAGGGUUAAUAGUUUGUCGAAAAAUGUUCAGUAAUAUCACAUUAUACAUGAAUUAGUUCACUACCGCCGUAAACAAAGCCGUAGUGCAUUCGUGUGACGUCAGCACAGGUAGGGCUCCUACACCAAUAAAAAAUCGUUUUUCUCAGCUGAUCUAUAUCAGCUAGUGUUCUAAUUGGAGUAGAAUUCGUUUUUCUACAGCUUCGGCCAUCUUCACUUAGAAUGAAAUUCCUGCCAUAAUUUUUUGUAAAUCACACAAUUUCUCGACGUGAAACUACAGCUAGAUGAAACCGAUUAUUUGUGUUUCACGAAAACUGGUUUCAUGCGAUCAAAGAAACUGGAGUUUCAUGAAACUCAGUGUGCACAACCCUGUUUAAUCCUAUCAGUCGAUUGCGAGCAACUUUCGUUUCACAUUUCCUGUAACUUGUUUCACGAAACGCGUUUCUCCGGUGUGCACCCCGCCUUAGUAUUUUUAUUAAAUAUGAAUAACUACCACAAUAUCAACUUCUCAACUACACAAAAAAUGUCAUUGGUCUGGGAUUUGAAGGACUGUUGAGAAUAAAUACUAUUUAUAUAAUAUAAGGAUUAUUAAUAAAUCCAUAAAGCUGGAUUCCCACAUUUUAUAGCAGUCAUGUAGAGUUAGGAGUCUCAAGAUAGAUAGAUCUAAACUCGCUUCUGUUGCUUACAAACACCUAAAAUGGUGGGUCGAUCACAUUUUCUAAUAAAAUUGUUCUAGCUCAUACUAUGGACAGAGGAUUAAAUAUAAUUCAUCUCAUAGGAAUCCUAUCAUAAUUUGGGAUAUAAGACUUUUUCACAAGAAAAGACAAGAAAAAGAAUGUCAGUACCUGUGCUGACGUAACAGUAACGCACUACGGCUUUGUUCCAUGUUCCAUGAUUUUUUAUAAAUGUCUAGUACAUUUUUAUGAUUGUAUGAGAUCGUUCUUGUGAUCACCCUUACAAUAGUAGUUUAUGGCGAAAAAUGGUCAGUUAUUUAUGAUACUUCAGUGUUUUUUAUGAGCAUUUACGAGAUAGUUCUAAUAGUUGAUUCAGUGUCUUUUUUGAGUAUCUGGUACAGUUAUGAGAUAGUUCUAAUGAUACUCCAUUUUGUUCAUUGAUUCUCUAUGAGUUUUAUUUUACUUCUGAUGUCGGCGUCUGAGUUUUCAAAAAUUUGUAACUGUUUAAGGGUUAAUAGUUUGUUGAAAAAUGUUCAGUGAUUACUUAUGAUACUUGAAUAUUAGUUCCGUGAUUUUUUAUGAGUUUCCAGUACAGUUAUGAUUGUUGUAAGAGAUCGUUCUUAUGAUACUAGAAUUAUUUCAGUGAGGGUUAAUAAUUUGAAGAAAUAUUUUUAGGGCUGGUUUCCGAGCUCGGGAUUUGGCUAAGUUCUAGACUUUAAACAGCUGGAGUAAGAAAACUGGCUUUCCGAAACGGGGCGUAGUCGUAGUCAUUG
This is a messenger RNA of Nilaparvata lugens (brown planthopper), 6372 nucleotides long. RefSeq lists its product as uncharacterized. Gene Ontology annotation, molecular function: DNA binding. Bases 73 to 4761 code for a protein of 1562 amino acids. The record is from RefSeq and is a predicted model, not a curated record. Gene Ontology annotation, cellular component: NSL complex. Gene Ontology annotation, biological process: regulation of transcription by RNA polymerase II. Lineage: Eukaryota; Metazoa; Arthropoda; Insecta; Hemiptera; Delphacidae. The transcript has 29 exons.